Molecule: messenger RNA, 1242 nt
Organism: Fusarium sp. VM40
Lineage: Eukaryota; Fungi; Ascomycota; Sordariomycetes; Hypocreales; Nectriaceae
Source: the annotation of a GenBank genome assembly
AUGAAGGAAUCAGGUGACAAGCAAUGGGCCAAGGCUUACAUUCUUGAUCCAUUAAACGAUCCUGAACCCAAUCAAGACACCGGAAUCGGCGCAUCUCACAACCUUUCCGCUCAACUUCGCAAUCUAUCUCUUGAAAGCUCAAGCUCAAAAACAAGCAAAGACCGUUCUUCAGACAGCGAUCGCAAGCACAGAUCAAGCCAAAGACAUCGUCACGGCAGUUAUCCCACUCCGCCAACAUCUGCCAGCCCUACCCGCGACAGUUUCCACCCCUCGAACCCCUUCUCAGACGCGGCAGAUUCGCGCCGUCAAUCGUCAGUCCCGUCAGUGUCUGUGUCUCCUCCGAGCUCUCCUCCCAAUUCGUACGAGACUCGCCGUGACCCAUCUAGCAGCACCAUCAACCGUUCAGCUAGCGCUCGGGCUCCUCCACCACGCAACCGACCUCAACCUUCGCACAACCGCAGCUUUAGUGCCAGCAAUUGCGGAGUCUCACGCCAACGUUCUUUGAUUCAGCGAUACCCAGGCGACAUGUCUCACCGUCCUCUUGAUAUCCUUAGAAAGGAGGCUCGCGCAGCUGAUCGCGCGCCUCAUCUGCGACGCAAGCAACUGCCCAUGACUGACACCAUUGAUGCUCUGGAUACCAUUGGCGGUACAUACCAUCAUGGUGGUCCCUAUGAUGCCACUCUUGCAAGCCGCAACCGCAACAAGAAGUACUCGCCCGUUGCCGCCGUUGAGGACUCCACCCGAGAGGCUCUCCGCGCGACACCACGAGAGAACAUCCAGGACUCUCUCCAAAGAAAGAUGCCGCUUUCAGGUACUGCCGAUAUUCCAAGCGGCGACCGGGACUUCAGUGGUAACACCAUCAACUAUGAGGAGGGUGCCGAUCUCAUGAGAGAAUCCGACGCUGCUGGCGGAGCAUACAAGCGCUGGGAUGGAAUCAAAUACCACCCCGAUGAUCUCAAGGGCAAGGGAGAGCCCUCUUACACCUACGAGAAGGACCUCAAGGAGCACAAGCGCAACCGCCGCGGUGAGCCUGCCGAGUACGAACUCUCAUCGAACAUGAGAAGUAGCCAACGCCCACCUGUCGGCCAUAACCGCAGCUUCAGCGAGGAUCCACGAACAACCCCUGAGUACUCAAAUGGCACUGAUCUCCGUCGCAACAACUCAACAGGUCGUCAUCGCCUGAGCGAUGGCAUCCGACGACGUUUCGGCAGCAUGCGACGCAAGAGGGGUGAAGUCCAAUAA